AUGUCAAGCAAUACAACAAUUGACGGUUCAUAUGUUACCCCAAGAGGGUACGUAGGUUUUGACACCAUUACGAGUCAAAUUGAGCAUCGUUUGUUGAAAAGAGGUUUCCAAUUCAACGUUAUGGUAGUCGGCCAUUCUGGAUUGGGGAAAAGCACAUUGAUCAACACUUUGUUUGCAUCGCACUUGGUUGAUCCCGCGACUGGUCGCGAUAUAUCCAAGGAUCCCAUCUCGAAAACUACAGAGAUCAAAGUUUCAGCGCAUUCUUUGGUGGAAGAUAGAGUCCGCUUGAACAUUAAUAUAAUUGACACACCAGGAUUUGGAGAUCAGAUUAAUAACGAAAAGGUCUGUGAACCAAUUAUAAAGUAUAUUAAGGAGCAGCACUCCCAAUACCUACGCAGGGAGCUGACUGCUCAACGUGAAAAGCUUAUCCCGGACACCAGAGUUCAUGCCGUUUUGUACUUUAUCCAACCUAAUGGAAAGGUUCUUACUCAGCUUGACGUGUUCGCACUCAAGAGGCUUACUGAGAUCGCCAAUGUCAUACCUGUAAUUGCCAAGGCUGAUGCUUUGACCAUGGAUGAGAGAACAGCAUUUAGGGAAAUCAUACAGCAGCAGUUCGAGCACUAUGGAUUUAGAAUUUAUCCAUAUCAAUCAGAUGAUCUGACUGAAGAGGAGAUUGAGCUGAAUGAAAGCAUAAGAUCAAUCAUUCCGUUUGCCGUAGUUGGCUCUGAAAAAGAGAUUACCAUAAAUGGCGAGCUCGUCAGAGGCAGGAAAACCAGGUGGGGAGCCAUUGCAGUGGAAGACAUUAAUCAAUGCGAGUUCGUCUUUUUGAGGGAGUUUUUGGUCAGGACACAUCUUCAAGAUCUGAUCGAAACAACUGCUCUUGUUCACUACGAAGGGUUCCGGUCACGGCAAUUGAUUGCUUUGAAGGAAAAUGCAUCCAGUCGUGCGUCAGCAGCUCACAUGUCCCAAACUUCUUCUACUAUGCUUCAGCAGCGUUAG
Lachancea sp. 'fantastica' is the source of this 999-nucleotide messenger RNA. The record is from the annotation of a GenBank genome assembly. NCBI's taxonomy places the organism in Eukaryota, Fungi, Ascomycota, Saccharomycetes, Saccharomycetales, Saccharomycetaceae.